CACGCACAAUCCGAGUACCUACUCCCGGAGCGAACCCCCUGGAUCCAUCCAUCCAUCGUCCAUCCACAUCCACAUCCACCAAAUGACGACCCCGUCCUCCCCGUGUCCCCAUUCAGCCCGUGUUCAUCAAUACCCUCGCCCCGACGAUUCGGGCUCCUGCACUACUACUGCCGGUUCCCGCCCGCGCCUUGUACAAGUAUCAUCCAGGGCUUCAUCAACGGGGAGUUGCUAGGUCUUUUCUUCUUCUUUGGCUUAAUUCUGUAGCGCAUAUUGCCGCUUGCGCCAUCGCAAUCUGUCUCUCGGUGCCGCCGCCGUCACCCGCCUCCUUACCUUGUCUCGAAUCUCUCGAAUUCGGACAGACAGGCAGGCACACGCCCGGCACGUGUCGCACACCGGCGGCUCCCAACGUGUACCGAGUAGCCAACGCCCUCCCUCCUCUAUCCCGGCGACUUACUUCUUCCAUCCUAGCCGGGGGCCUUUUCCUUCUCGUCUCCUACCGCCCUCGCCUCGCAGCGCAGCGCCGCGCCUCGCCUCCGCGCCUCCGCGCCCAUGGCGUCAACGCCGUGGGACUACAUCGCCAAGCUCGUCUGCAUCGGCGACUCGGGAUGUGGCAAGUCCAGCCUCACCAUCCGCCUCUGCGAGGGCCGCUUCUCCCCGCAGCACGACGUCACCAUCGGCGUCGAGUUCGGCUCCCGCAUCGUCCCCGUCGGCCCGCCGCACUCGAAACCCUCCUCGCCCUUCGCCACCACUGUCGUCGCCGCCGGCGGUGACCCCCCAUCCGCCCCCCCUCCCGAUGGCCUGCCCGAACCGCCCCGCGACACGAGCAAACACCCACAGAAGCAUAUGAAGCUCAGCCUCUGGGACACGGCCGGCCAGGAGACGUACAAGUCGGUCACGCGCUCCUACUUCCGCGGCGCGAGCGGCGCGCUCCUCGUCUUCGACCUCUCCCGCAGGCAGACCUUCCAGCACGUCACCGACUGGCUCAACGACCUGCGCCAGAUCGCCGAGCCCGACAUCGUCGUCAUCCUCGUCGGCAACAAGGCCGACCUGACGCAGCAGGAGGAGCGCAACGCGCGCGAGGUCACCCGCCAAGAGGCCGAGGAGUGGGCGCGCAGGAACGGCGUCAUGGAGUACGUCGAGACGAGCGCCAAGAGCGGCGAGAACGUCGAAAAGGCCUUUACCAGGGUCGCCGAGCGGAUAUACCAGAACAUACAGGCCGGCAAGUACGAUUUGAACGACAGGAGAUCCGGCGUCAAGGGGCCCGGCGCCGGUGGCAACCGGCAGGUCAGGCUGGCCGAUGCCAAGUCUGGGGCCGGCGGUUGCUGUUGAGGCAAUCCGCGGGGGGACACAUGGAGAGCACGGUUCACACAUGUUGAUCGAGCAUGAUACCCCUUGUCGCAAUCUCGAGACGCGUACUCACUACGCAUUACGACUAAUGCAGCAAUGCACAACCAUCUCUGAGCAUACAUCAUCCUACA
Purpureocillium takamizusanense is the source of this 1478-nucleotide messenger RNA. RefSeq lists its product as uncharacterized. Gene Ontology annotation, cellular component: endosome. Lineage: Eukaryota; Fungi; Ascomycota; Sordariomycetes; Hypocreales; Ophiocordycipitaceae. The record is from RefSeq and is a predicted model, not a curated record. The transcript has a single exon. Bases 550 to 1329 code for a protein of 259 amino acids. Gene Ontology annotation, biological process: regulation of endocytosis. Gene Ontology annotation, molecular function: GTPase activity; GTP binding.